Messenger RNA from Teleopsis dalmanni, 2442 nucleotides. RefSeq lists its product as uncharacterized. The coding region runs from base 1 to 2442 and encodes 813 amino acids. The transcript has 2 exons. NCBI's taxonomy places the organism in Eukaryota, Metazoa, Arthropoda, Insecta, Diptera, Diopsidae. The record is from RefSeq and is a predicted model, not a curated record.
AUGUUGAUUCAUAUUGUGAUGCAAAAGUGUGACGAAGGGACGAGAAGAAAGUGGAAGGAAUCGUUGAAUUUCAAAAGGUUGCCAUGUUGGAACGAUUGUAGUGCCGUUUUAGAGAGACAUUGUCAAUAUCUUCAAUCUCUGGAUAAAACGUCUCCUUGUGUAUCAGAUGUGCACACCAAUGAUAAAUUGUCAAAAAUAAAAAAAUCUCACAAAGAUUAUGCUUUUUCUUGCACUAAAUCUUCUUGUAUAUUUUGUUCAAGUGCGAAUCACAAGCUCAAUGGCUGUGAACGGUUUAAAAGUUUAUCAACUGCACAACGUUUUGACACUGUAAAGCGAUUCACACUGUGCAUCAAUUGUUUAUCAAAAGGACAGCAACGUUCUAACUGUCCAUCAACUUAUAGAUGUAAGAUUUGUUCAGAUCAACAUCACACCUUGUUACAUCGUAGCAACACCUUCAAUGCUACAACACCUUUCAACUCAGUUCAUCCUACUCCACAGUCAUCAAUGGUGUCAGCGGUAGCUACUACUUCUAGAGAUGCUGUGAUGCAUACACAUUUAGAGAAGUCAUCGACAAGUAAUGUCAUCUUAGCUACAGCGCUAGUUCUAAUACAGGAUGCAUCUGGAUGCUAUCAAUUGGGUAGGGCUUUACUAGAUUCGUGUUCACAGGUGAACUUCAUCACUAAUGAUUUCGCUCAAAAACUUCGCAUACCCAUGGCCAAGCAUAAUAUUGAAAUUAACAACAUCGGAAAUUCAUCGACAAGAAUUACAUCAAAGGUAUCAACUACUAUUAAAUCUCGAUUCACGGCUUUUCAACUUCCAUUGACAUUCUGUAUAACAUCACAUAUUGCGUAUCAACCAGAUUCUGAAAUAAACAUCUCAACUUGGAACGUACCAUCAAAUAUUAACCUUGCUGACGAACAAUUUUACAAAUCAACCCGUAUUGAUUUACUGCUUGGCACUGAAAGUUUUUUUAGUGUCCUGUCAGUAGGACAGAUUAAGCUUGGAUUAGGAUUACCAACGUUACAGAAAACUAUUUUGGGCUGGAUUGUUUCAGGUAGAUAUGAUGUUUCACAAUGCGUUAAUAAUUCAACUUGUCUCCUUUCAUCAAUUGACUCUGUCGAGGAAAAGUUAGAAUGUCUAUGGAAGCUAGAAGAAGUCUCGAUCACUCCACAUGCUUGGACUAGUGAACAACAAGUUUGUGAUCGUUUGUUUUCAGAAACAGUAUGCAGAACAGAUGCAGGUAGAGUUAUGGUAAGGUUGCCAUUUAAGGAUAAUCCUCAGUGUUUAGGCAGUUCAUACGGUACAGCGUUGCACAGAUUUAUUACACAAGAAAAUCAAUUGUCACGGUCGCCUGAGCUCAAAACGCAAUAUGUUGCCUUUAUGGAAGAAUAUCAAAACCUUCGUCACAUGAUUGAGGAAAAAGAUCCAAAUAUUGAUAAACCUCAUUAUUACAUUCCGCAUCAUUGCGUAUUGAAGCCAAUCAGCACCUCGACGAAAUUAAGAGUCGUAUUCGACGCAUCAUGUCGAACCUCUUCUCAGAAAUCUCUCAAUGAUAUUUUGAUGAUUGGACCUACUCUUCAAACUGAAUUGUUCAUCCUCUUGUUACGUUUUCGCUUAUUUCGAUUCGCUCUUACUGCUGACAUAGUGAAUAUGUAUUGGCAAAUUCUGAUUGAUCCUGAAGAUAGAAAAUUUCAGUGCAUUCUUUGGAGAAGUUCGCCAUCUACCAAUAUUCAUUCUCUUUCUGAGUUACAUCAAAUAAGACACGAAUUGGAAGAGCUUCUAAAACAGGGAGGUUUCGAAUUAGCUAAUUGGCACUCAAAUCAUCAAGCUUUUAGAGAUGAUACUACUGUCAAAGAUCUUAAUAUAGGUUCGGAUGUUAUUAUCUGCACAUUGGGACUGAAAUGGGAUCAAGAUAAUGAUGUAUUUAUUCCUUCAUUUAAUGUUAAAUCAAACUCUAUCAGCCGCAUCACAAAAAGAACUAUUUUAUCAAUUGCGUCGUCACUAUUCGACCCAUUAGGACUAUUAGCUCCAAUAACCAUAUCAACUAAAACAUUAUUGCAAGAGCUAUGGCUGCUUAAAUUUGAUUGGGACGAAUCCAUUCCUCAAAAUUUACAUUCAGCAUGGGAAAGGCUUUGUCACGAUUUGUCAUCAUUGAACACCAUUACCAUUCCAAGGUACUGUCUAAAACCAAAAGCAAAAACAAUUCAGCUCCAUGGGUUCUGCGAUGCAUCGAUUCGCGCAUAUGGUUGCAGCAUUUACAUUCGCGUCACAGAUGAUUCCAACCUCAUAGAGGUUCAACUAUUCGUAGCCAAAUCUAGAGUAGCUCCGCUAAAAAAACAAUCGCUUCCAAAAUUAGAACUUUGUGAAGCACUGCUACUUGCAAGACUUUACAACAAAAUUAAAUCGCUCUUCGAAAAGUUUGAUACGGACGUCUAUCUAUAG